UCCACCUCAGGGCUUCCUCAAGAAAUAAGUCGAAAAAUAAAAGUCAUCAGGAAAGUUUGGAACAUAUAUACAUCGACCCUAUUUUUUAUGGUGAUUCUGAAUAUGCCAUUUGUUUUGGCUAGAAAAAUAAUGAUUAUGACCAAAACCGCUGAAUACAGGCCAAAAAAUGCCAUUUUUGCUGAUCUCAACAAAACAAUCUGGACUUGAGAGAUGUUCGCUGCUUUAUUUGCAAACAAAUUAUACAUGGAUUUGUAGCAAAUGAAAAACUCUAUCGAAUGAUAUAAAAUUCAUAGUGGGGAAACUCUAACUCAGCGCAUAGGAUGGUUUAUACUGGACACCAACGCAGUAAUUGAACGGUAUUCAACAAGUAUUUUGGCAAGAAAUUAUUUUUUUACAUUUUUGAUAAACGAUUGUCAUAUAGGAUUUGAAGUAUUUUCCACGACCUAUCUACUGAUAUAUAAUUCAUUUGGUUUGAAUUAAGUAACUAGUACAUGUAUGUAGAACUUGACAACCAAAAGAUGCCCCUAUGUAUAGACAGAAAAUUGAAGAAGUAAUCGGAUCCUAAACUUAUAAAUACCUAGCAAAAUCAUUUGAAAAUCAUAAGGUAUAUUUUCUACCAUCAUUUCCUUUGUUUCUACCCGAGCAGAUCAUUAAAAUUCAAUUGGGCCGAUUUCUGUAGAAAUCGCCCCCCGUCCUUUAUAAUAAAAUGAAAUAUUAGAAAAUACAAUAAUAUUGUUUAUGAUGUUGUUAAUGUUGUUGUUGUUAUUUGUGAUGUUGUUGACGUUGCUGUUAUUGUUUGUGAUGUUGUUGACGUUGUUGUUAUUGUUCAUGAUGUGGUUGAUGUUGUUCUUAUUAUUUGUGAUGUUGUUGUUGUUAGUGUUUCUGAUGUUGUUGUUGUAAUUAUUGUUCUUCCUAUUCUUUCUUUCUUAUACUAG
Molecule: messenger RNA, 935 nt
Organism: Rotaria sp. Silwood2
Lineage: Eukaryota; Metazoa; Rotifera; Eurotatoria; Philodinida; Philodinidae
Source: the annotation of a GenBank genome assembly